This is a messenger RNA of Linum tenue, 1834 nucleotides long. The record is from the annotation of a GenBank genome assembly. NCBI's taxonomy places the organism in Eukaryota, Viridiplantae, Streptophyta, Magnoliopsida, Malpighiales, Linaceae.
UUGGGGACGAAUGGUUACCUUACCGGCAAUUCAAUCAUCAAACUCCUUCCUCAUCCUUCAAUUUCGGCGUCCGCUUCUUCCUCUUCCAUCAGUGGCUCUGCCGGCGCUUUCCCGGAGCAGCUGUCGGAUACAGAGGAAAAGAAGAAGACGGUGAAGAAAAAGAGGCAAAUAGCUGGGAUUGAUCAAGAUGAACUGGUUGAUCCCGAACUUUUAGCAGACCCAGAAGUUGUUACUGCGAGUUCAGAGGCUGAGGAUUCCAAACCAUUGAAUCCUUACUCCAUGGCGUUUGCUGUGCUUGCUACAUUGUACUUCAUCGAUUUCUUGAAGGCUGACAAAGCAAGUCUAGUAGGGCAUUCCGCUGGUUCUGUCAAUACCUACUUUGAGGCUCCAGAUCGUGUCGCCGCUCUGAUCCUUGUUGCUCCUGCAAUAUUUGCUCCCAAUCCAAGUCCAAAAAUUUCCAAAACAGAAGGGGCUGAAGAGGAGAAAUCAGAUUCUAAAGCUCAGGCCACACUGAAGCUAGUGAAUGGGAUGAUGAGCAUGCUUGACUCCCUAUACAAGAAAGCAUUGUCUGCCCUUCUGUGCUCUGCCUUGGGCUUAAUGCUGAUAAGGAUGGCGAUUGAUAAAUUUGGUGUAGUUGGUGUGAAGAAUGCAUGGUAUGAUGCUCAGCAAGUCAAUGAAGAAAUUGUGAAUGGUUAUACAAAGCCAUUAAGAGUCAAGGUUUGGGACAAAGCUCUUGCAGAAUUCUCUGCUGCAACUCUUGCAGGUGUUGAAUCCAAAACCAGGACACCAGUAUCAAAAAGGCUUCAUGAAAUUACUUGUCCUGUUCUCAUAGUGACCGAUGAUACCGAUCGAAUCGUUCCUGCAUGGAAUGUGAAGAGACGUUCACAGGCCCUGCCUGGAUCUGGCGUUGAAGUAAUCAAGCAUUGUGGCCUCUUCCACAUGGAGAAAAAAUGGAAGAGUUUGUGACUGUUAUCGAGAAGUUUCUCCCAAUGGCUUUUGGUGAUAUGAAGGAGCCAUCUCUGCAAACGUCUCACUAGAAUUCAUGCGCUCUGUCUCUCUCUCUCUUCUGCAGGCAUCAUUAGGUUGUCUGUAAUAGCACCAUGCUGCAACUGAUUUACUUAGGUAAGGAAAAUGUAACUCAUGGACAAUGUGGGGGACCAAGAGAAAGAGAUGAAACCAUCUUGUACACUUCAUUACACGAUAAAAUGAGCAUUCAGCAACGAAUUAUUGUUGUCAGAAAGUAGGAUCCAUAGAUAUUGUAAGACUAGGAUCUGGUAAGCUUGAUGGGAUGCUAAAUCCCGACAUGAAAUCAUCUCCGAAGAUCACAGCACCAGCAGCAAGAGCUCCUCCAACUCCAGCUCCCAUGGCUACACCAGCAGCCGACGGUCUUGCUGCCCCUCCUCUAGUUGGUGCUGCAGAUGCCGGCAUGUUUAUGUACUCUGAGUUUGGAAGAAAGGUUGGUAUGUAACCAACAUUAGCUGGAGGAGGCGGCGGGGGAGGAGUCGCCGUCCUAUGAACUGAUGGUGGGUAGCUAAGUCCUCCAUUAGAGGUGAUAGGAUGGUUCGCAGCAGGGUAAGGUACAUGAUGAGUAUACUCAGAGUUCGACGAUGCAUAUUGCGGCUGCCUGAAUGGGGCUAAAGGCGGCUCGUCCCUUGGGUAGGCCAUUUGCCCUGUACGCUUUCCAUGAUCUGUCGGUGGACCUCCUCCUCCAUUGGUGCCUGGACGAUGUUGAGGUUGCCAGGAAGGGCCUAAAGGUGACAGCUCCCUUGGAUAGACCCCAAGCUCAGGAUUAUUGCCAUGACCUAUAGGUAUAAUUCCUUCAUCACCACCUGCA